AUGUCCACGAACGACGACAAAGAUGCAGCAAAAGAAGAAAGGAGACAAAGGCGAAAGCGCAGAUGGGGUGAUGCCUCUAGCACGGCCGUUCCUCCAACCGCACAGCAGGUCCUGUCAGCACCAGCAACUGGAACAACGGUAGCGACAGCAGGAAGGAAUUCCAAAACUGUGAUUGAUAGUAAAGCCAAAGCGUUAGCGUUGCAAGCAAGUAUCAAGGCGCGAUUAGACGCUCUUAAAGCCAAAACGGGCAAUGCAUCCGGUGUGAAACGGCCACUUCCAACCCCAUCAUCCGCGACCGCAAAGCCUCCAGCAGCGCCCGAGUCAUCAAAAGCUAAUACAAGUGCUGAAUCAAGUAGAAAACGAGCUAAGCAUUAUGAAUUGGAUUUGAAUGUCACAGGACCAACCUUUCGCAACAAGCCUGCGCCUCCGAAACCCAAAACAAACCCAUAUUUGGCCCACACUCUGGAAAAGGAGGACGAAAACGACCAAGAAGAAGGAGUCAGCAAGGCAGAAGAUGCUUUCGUCGAUGAACGCUUGACCUUCAAAAAGGAAAGGCGACGGCAUAAGGAGCUCAAUUUUGUCGAGCCCGGAACGUUUGUGGAGAUUGCUGAACGCAAACGACUGAAGGCAGCAAAUGCUCAGCAGUCCGGGUUUGUCAGUGGGCGAAAGGCUGGUAUAUACGUCCAACCCAGUAACAUGGCCAAUAUCUAUGGGUCGACUGAGGUAAUCGAUGAUGAUGACCGCUUGGUCGGUACGAGGGCGGAGGCCAAUGAGAAGACAAUAAUGCCACUGGUCGUCGAAUGGUGGGAUCAAGAGUUACUCCCCGCGAAUCUAAAGAACGCAGUACGCAGCUGGGAAGCAAAGGAACUCUCGAAGGCAGCGCAAUCGCAAUUACAACAACUAGAUUCGAAAAGUGGUCGGACCAAAGUAGACUUGGAUACACCAGAAGUUCAAGAGUUACGAAGCAAGUGCUUUGAUCAAGCCAUGCUUUCGUACUGCAAAACAGCCGCAUUGGUUCAGCACAUUGUCCCUGUGAAGCCGAAAAAUGCCAACGAUGGACCAAAAGUGCAACCCACACUCUUCUUGACAAAGAAGGAGCGCAAGCGACAACGAAAGCUUCGUCGCCAAGAGAAACAACGAGAGUUGCAAGAUAUGCAGGCUGCUGGUCUCGUUCCGCCACCAGAACCACGCUUGACACUCAAGAACUUUAUCCGGGUGUUGGGAGAUCAAGCCUACGUGGAUCCAUCUCAGAUGGAACAAAAGGUGAUGCAACAGGUGCAAGCAAGACAGAGGGCGCACUUGGAGCGCAACGAAGCCAACAAAUUGACCAAAGAACAGCGAUCGGCCAAACUCGCCCGCAAAUACCAAGAGGAUACUUCAGGAGGCCUUCAUGUGGCUCUAUUCUACGUCAAAGACAUGUCGCACCCAUACCAUCGAGCCAAGGUAGACUUGAAUGCGCAACAAUUCAAUAUCACAGGAGGAGUUGUGGAAUGCGAAGUUCCACAACUUUCUUGUAUCAUUUGCGAAGGCGGCCCGAAGGCAAUAAAGCGAUACACUCGACUCAUGCUCGUGCGAAUGAAAUGGAAGGGUCCCGACAACGAUGAUCUGGAUUAUGAUGACGAAGAAGAGGAGGAUGAAGAAGGAGUGAAACGACACACUUUCAAUCCCAACAACAAGUGCGAAUUGGUAUGGACAGGAAUGGCAACGAAGCGAUUCUUCAAGGGAUUUGUUUUCCAAGGUUGCGAAAGCUCCAUGGAGGCAUCCAAAAUUUUGCGUGCCAAAGGAGUAGGUCACUUCUGGGACCAAAUACUGACCCAUGCGAGUGGUCGAGGAGAGAGCUUUCAGUUGAAACUCGCUGAUGGGGAUGAUAGUGACGACGAUGAUAAUCGAAAUGGAAGUGUGAGCGGCGUAGAUCAAUUGAUGCAAUCGGAAGACGUAGAGAUGACUAAUACCUAA
Molecule: messenger RNA, 1956 nt
Organism: Cylindrotheca closterium
Lineage: Eukaryota; Bacillariophyta; Bacillariophyceae; Bacillariales; Bacillariaceae
Source: the annotation of a GenBank genome assembly